AUGGAGAUAUUAGCUAAUGUUUUACAACAAGUAGCUCUUAGUUGCUGUGGUGAGCAACUUGUCUCUAUCACCGAGAACGUAUCUGACAGAAAAGGUUGCUCCUCACUACUACAUCUACGCUGCUCUUCAUGUGGGUGGCAACAUUCUUUCUAUACACUUCGAAAAAAAUUUAAAAUUAUCAUGAACUAAACAGGAGAAUUGUUUAUAGAAUGAAUGCUAUUAUAUUAGGAAAGGAGCAGAAUCUGAAAAGAAAUUUUGUGGCUUAAUGGCCAUACCUCCACCACACAAGCCUAAAGCCUAGCAACAAAGCGAACUGCAUACAAAUGAGCCAAAACAGGUCCUGGUCUCCCGUGACCGAUGAUCAGGGAGGUCAAAUCAAUCUUUGUCAGGUUAAGUAAUGAUAGAUUGCUUGAUAAAUGUUUUUAUGGGAAGACUCAAAACCAGAAUGAGUCUCUAAAAUGCGUCAUUCGGUAUAAUCUUCCAAAAAGUGUGUUUGUUGGAAUUAGUGACACACUGCAUCUUGCAAUUGAUGUAUAUAAUGUUGUGGCGAAUUUCAAUAUUGGCUGCUAAGUAUCAUUAAAUAUUUUAAAAGAGCAGGAAUGAAGCCAGGGAAGUUAUGUACAAAAGAGAUUGGGAACCGAUUGAAUCAAGCCCAUUUAAUUAACUAAAACGGUGGAUAAGUCAAAAUUAAAUAACACUCUCAUAUCUCUCGUUAAUCAGUCAAUUUGAAUAUUGUGCACUGAAUAUGUGGUUGUGAACAUUAUCGUUUUAUUAAGGUUUAAAACUUUUAGUUUGGUUGUUGUAUCUUAUAUAGACUUGCUUAACUACCAUUUGGACCGGCUGUAUAUCAAUCACGUUUAGCUUUAGAUGUAGAGAUCUUGUUAGAGUGAAGAAAGCUAACUACAAAGUAAAGGACAAGAUUAAAGUACGCAGGUUAAAGUACGCAUAAACGUUACGCAACUGCCGUUGCUACGGCAACAAUGACGUUUCAAGAUGGCUGAUAUUAUAGCUUUAAAGUAAUUUAACUCGCAAACGACAUCGGUGACCACCAAAUUUUAUUUUAAUGAAUGAUUUCUCUUUGUAUAAUCAAUUAUUUUGACAAUUUAAAAAAAAAUGUGUAGCCGAAAUUUUUUAAAUUCAAGAUUUUUUUUAAAUUGUCAAAAUAAUUCAUUAUACUAAGAGAAAUUAUUUUUUUGAAAUAAAAUUUGAGGGUCACCGAUGUCGUUUACGAGUUAAAUUACUUUAAAUCCAAAAUAUACGCCAUCUUGAAACGUCAUUGUUGUCAUAGCAACGGCAGUUGCGUAACUUAUGUGCAAAAAUACAAACUCUUUCGAUGUUGUUUUAUAUAAGGCGGAUACUCUUUGUUUAUCAACAUGUAAUAGUUGUGCAAAAAUAAGUAUCUAAAUCGUGAAUUUUCCAUUUUUAACAAACUGUAUUGAGCUACCUUAAAUCUCCGUUUCGAAAACGGGGUUUCAUUUGAGAAUUGCAUUUAUAUGAAACGAUAAAGUUUGCUUAUCAUAUCGAUAUCAAUUUCAUUUUGCUUCAACUCGUCAUUGACCGUCUCCCCACCAAGGUUAAAAGAUAAACGAAAUGCACAUGCUAGUCAUCUCAAUAAUAUGGGUCGCCUAAUGACUAAACGACACGCAGCAACAAAAAACACAUUUAUUGUCACACAUAAAUACAGCUGAAAGAUGUCGAUUUGAUUAAGUUCACUUGUUAAAGCGCUAACAUAUCAUCAAGUGAUAAUUAUUUUGUUCUAUGUCCAUGUUUUUUAAAAUUAAGAUAUUGGACUGUUAAACUUCAUAUUUGUAUAUAUUUAUGUCUAACAUACACUUGGACACUUGGUCAUAGAACAAAAUAAUUAUCACUUGACGAUAUUUAAGAAAAGUAUAUUUGGCGUAUGUUUCUUUAGUAUUAGAUUUAGUAGCUACUAUGAAAUGUCUCUCCUAUUCCUUCAAUCUUGAACUGGUAUUGUUGUGAAUUACUGAAUAGCACAAUGCCAGGAUUGAGGACACGUGGUUCUUCCUUGUUCCAUCAGAAAAACCCACAAGUGUUUUGUUUGGGCAGCAGUACAACAGCCGGCUUAGGUUAGGCCCCUCUUUCUUGACUUUUUAUUCAUAGCACGCCAUUCCAUGUUGGCACACAGGUUUUGGCCGUUCAAAAACGUCUCCCUUAGCCAAAAUUUUACGGAUGUUCUCGUUCAUAGUGUACAAAGAAUAGGCGCUCGUACGUUUGCUUCAUCUUGCUUUAACUGUACGUGACUAUGCCGGUCUUUGAUGGACAAACUUGGGAUGUUAAGGGAAAGUCUUUCAAAAGUCUUCUACGGCUAUCGUGAAGAUAUAGCAAUCUUUAUCUCGGCAAAAGAAUUUGCAGCUAGGUUUUGUGCACAGAACCAAAAUGUAUCACGUUUUGUAGUCGAACAGGACGCAGGUUUAGGCCUACUCUGGGGCGGUAAAUCGCCUUAAAUCGCCGUGAUAUAAUGCGAUUUUGGGCGAUUUUAGGCAAUUUAAGGAAAAACUGGGACUUUCAAGCACUGCUAUUUAAUGCGAUUUAAGAGAAAAUUCUAAAUUUAAGGGAUUGCACUUUAGGUGUUUUCAAGGUAAUUGAAUUUUAUAUUUUGCUCCGGUUUCCUCCCACAGGGCAAAAUUGGCAGGGUGAGUUAGGAUAAACACAGUUAGAAAAGUAAUAUCAUAUUCUCAUUGUUGUAAAGAUAAAUAGUCUAGUCUAACAUAAGUAAUCCUAAUACUUGAUGUAAUUGGUCACUGAAAAGCCCCAAAGGGGAGUGAGCUGAAUAAUAAUGUAAUGUUUCCACACACAUAUGCAUUGUAUGAAGCAAAAUACAAUUAUUAGAACAUGUAUGCACAUUUUAUAUAAAGCUAGGUUAAUAAUUAUUGUAUUUAACCCGAAUCAUAUAUAAAGCUCAAUAUUCAUGAACUUUUCAUCCAUUGUCUAUUUAGAAGCCAUUGGAGUUCAUCCUGUGGGGUCAUUUGGUCAUUCAUGGCUACAUUAUAUACCAUAAAUAUUGUAAACAGUUGAUAAAUAUACUCUACUUAAGAGGCAUGUACGGUACAUAAUUGCAAUAUGCCAACCUAUAACUAAACUACACAUGUCUCAAACUUUAAUAUUAUUAAUUGCAAAAGAACCACAGCCCACAGGGAGUAGAAACGCACAAUGUAUUUAUACAGUUACAAUAAGCUUUAAUCCUAUAAAUUACCUUGUCACCCUUGUAAGUGAAAUUGUCUUGUUUUGUAUCUUGCCAACACUUCUUUAUUUAGCUUGCAUUUUAUUUAAUUAAACUGUUUCAACAAACAUGUUUUAUAAAAUUAUGUUUGAUAUCUAUGUCCAGAAACAGUAUCGUCACGCAUUCGGAAACUGUCGGCGUAAUGCCGUAAAGUUUAAUUUACAUGAAGUAUAUCGCAUAUAAAUGGUAGGAAUUCUAAAUUAUUUUUAAAAAUUACUAAACAUAAUGAUAUUAACUAGAAGUUACUAUCGCAAGGAAAAUGCUGCCUCACCCCCAAAGGACCAAAGGCAUCAUGCACAAUUUGCUGAAUAAUUAAGGGCUGUUUAGAUGAUCCCGCUUUGCCAUUACUCUCAUGAUGUUUUUAUAUCAUUAUAUCAAACUAAAACCACCCCAAAAUACAUAAAGAAUACAUAAUGGGAACUAAGUAAGUUAUACUUUAUAAUUUAAAGUUAAUUUGUAAUGCAAAAUAUAAUAAAAUUAAAAAAUAAAUAAAUACCCACACACAGCCUGGCCACCUGUGGUUUUAUAUGAAUACCUUCAAUGCUUAUAACUUCUUGCUUUUGUUAUGUAUAAUUAUAAUGCUGUCAGUGGUGAAGCUAGCCAUAGCAACAAGUCAUGCUAUGCAAGUUUUUAAAUUAAUGAUUUGUAUCGUUCAAAUAGAUGCAAGAUUAUCAGCAUAGGCAUAGCACAAAGCAUGACGAGUUGCGAUGACUAGCUUGCCACUGAGUACUGUACAAUAUAUAUUUAUAUAGAGAAUAAUACAUGGGUGCGCGGAACACAAGAAAUAAACCUGGUAUUUCCAAGCAUCCAUGCAUUUUUAUGUUUACUAUAUAAAGGACAGUUUUUGAAAAGUGAUAUAAUUUUUUUCAGAAAAGCGAUAAUUGAAAAGACUCAUUUUCACAUGUGAGAUUAUCAUAAAUAAUCUCACAUGUGAGAUUAUCAGUUUUAUCAGUGCUCGAAAUCUCUAUAAAGCACUAUACUUUAUAUAAUAAAUAUACAUCAACAAUAAUAAUACUUGAAUAAAUCAUUGGACAUGUAAAAUUUAAUAACAAUUUCAUAUAUAGAAAUACUAUAAUACAAAACUACCCCUAUCACAGAACAACUGUCAUUUUUGUUUAAUUUAAUACAUCAGCUUCAGAUGACACCAUUCCUUUGUAACAAUUAAGAUUGUACUCAGUCAGAACUUCAAAACUAUAUAAUAAGAAAGACAUUGUGAGCAUUAUCAAAAAAAUAUAGCAUACCCUGAGAUGCAGUGACACAGCCAGGUGAAUAUAUGAAUGUAUUAUGUAGGCCGGUGGGAAUAUUCCUUAAUUAUUAUGCUGACAAUGGACAUAUCUCAGAGAUAUAUUUUUACAAACCGUCAUACCUUGUACAAAAGUCGGUUGACAUGCUAUUAUAUGUAACUGCCGGUAAGUUAAUAUGUGCAGACAACCAUGGAUGGAUUUACUGGGGGGUUAGUACUGCGUAUAACACCCCAAGGUGUUAUAAAGUGUUCAGCCCCACCAAAAUUUCACUUCACUCCUCCUACUUUCAGGGCCAUGGGAACCGGUGGGGCUGUGGGGCUGCAAGCCCCCAAUAAUUUGCUAGUUAUAAUCAUUCAUUUUUCAAAAUCAUGCAGACCUUUAUCAUUUAAUCCAUGACAAACUGCAAAGAAUGAAGAUAGAUAUCACCCAUACUUUCCUGCAACCUAUUCAAUAUAUAGUUAAUUAAAUAUGGCUUCGCCCAUUUAGUACUACUGAAUUGUAAAUUUCUACAUACUAAAAAGUUGUUUUCUGACCAUCAGAAUUCUGUCAAAUCUUCCCAAAGUCCAGGAAAUGGCAUUUUAGAGACUCUAAAUUUAAAAAUUUCGUCGGGUCUUCGGCCCUCACUUUCAGCCCCCCAACCCAAUCGAAAAGAGCUUGCGCCCUUGCAGACAACAAUUAAUCACACUGGAUUGCUAUAAGGAUAUCUUUAUAAUAUUAAGCCUGAUUAUUAUAAGCCCUGCUACACAACAUUCCACGUUUUUUUUUAAAACGUGCUGAAGAAUAUUGCUAUAAACAUGUAGAAUAAACACUAUAAACGCAUCGCCUUUGGAAAUCACCACACAAACAAAUAAACUAAAAGUAGAUUUUGACCACUUGUAUAUUAACUAUAAAGACGAUCACUGAGUGCAGGGUAAAUUCUGAAAUUCAUGAUAAAUUCAUGCUGAAUCUAAAUUCAUGAAAUCGCUGUGUUCUAAAUAUAUUAAAAAAUGCCUUCAUGUAUCCAUAUUACCAAAAAGAAAUAAAGCUAUCCUUACCUGAAUUAUUGAAAAUAUUGUCCAUGUUUUGCAUCGUGAAAAUAAGCUUGUAUUACUGUCCUUGAGAAGAGCUUGAAUACUUUAUAGUUGAUCCGUGUGCAAUACAAAGUAAAGUUUGACCGCCCCCUUCUUUUAAAAAAACUUCCUGAAGCCUUAAUUAUAUCCUCGGAAUUACGACACUUCCUGAAGCCUUAAUUAUAUCCUCGGAAUUACGACAUCUUCACAGACAGACAGACAGACAGACAGACAGACAGACAGACAGACAGACAGACAGACAGACAGACAGACAGACAGACAGACAGACAGACAGACAGACAGACAGACAGACAGACAGACAGACAGACAGACAGACAGACAGACAGACAGACCGACAGACAGACAGACAGACAGACAGACAGACAGACAGACAGACAGACAGACAGACAGACAGACAGACAGACAGACAGACAGACAGACAGACAGACAGACAGACAGACAGACAGACAGACAGACAGACAAAAAAUCGAGAUCUCGACAAUACAUAGCUCGGUCAAAGAGACUGGACACAAGUAAACGCGAAACUUCAUGUUAAGAAUAGUGUGCUGCCUUCGGCAGCAAUUAAACAAAUGGCACACCGCGCACUACAUCGUGGUGCAAACAAACAACAACAAAGAUUGUAUGGUAUGUACGAUGUAAUCAUUGUUUUACUGUUAAUUUUAUAUACAGGUCUGGAAAAUUUAAUAGAUGAGAGUUGCAAAACUUGCAAAUCUCGCUCAUAACCUCACGUGUGUUUUUCGUUUGAUAGCCAAUAUAAUUAUAACUAGGAGCUAGAGUAUAACCAUGCACAUGUCGAAGUACAACCAUUGUAUACAAUGCAGUGCUCGAUCUACAUGCAACAGUGCACAAAUUGCAGGAUGACCUUAUUAUAUACUCGUACUCAUUGACUCUCAUUAUCAUAGUCUCCUACUGUUGUACUAACAGAAAUUAGGCUUUGAGAAGCCAUGUAUAUUAUAGAUUAAUUUGUAGCCCAGCCCCCAUAGUCCAUAUAAAUUGUAGCCCAGCCUCCGCAUUUUACACCAAUAAUGAAAUUAACUAGUAACUCAAUUUUGUUGCUGGUAGUGUAAUGGCAUCUAUGGGUCUUUCAUAUCCCAGAAUUGCCUAAUUAUUGUAAUGUUUGCAUAACGCAGAAAAAGGCUCUGUUUUUGUUUAUGACUGGAGCCUAUUGAGUGACUAAAUAUUGUCAGCCUAAUCCACUUAUUUGAUUUAUCCAUGUUGCAUUACUUUUGAUUGCAAAACAUCUGGAUUACAUGAUUUGCCAGCAAAAUAGCAGCAAUUGUUAAGCUUGUGUACAUAGACUGAAUAUAUCAAACAGAAUGCAUGUUGGCGAGUUAAUGCGAUUUUAAGCGAUUCUAGGCGAUUUAGGAGAAAUUUGACAGUUUUAACCCGGGAUUUAAUGCGAUUUUGGGCGAUUUAAGGCGAUUUACCGCCCCAGAGUAGGCCUAGGUUUUGCGUCUAGACGCUCUAUAUCAUAUUACUUUGGCCGCGAAAUAACGCUCAAACAUACGAAUGUGUCGAAUUUUAUAAGGACGCUUAGGCUAUUGUGAUAAUAAGAGUCAGGAUUAACUGUUUUUUUUAUGAAAAUGCUGAACUCAUCUUAAUGACUGUUUCGCCCAAACCUGCUCAAACUCGCCUUGCAUAUCAUUAUGCAUUAGCAUUUAUUAUGUUGCCCACUUGCUCACUUUAAAUAUUUAAUAGCUCACUCUUCCUCAUGUUAUGUUAAUUAUAAUGCGCCGCCUCAAAAAUCCGGGUCCAACCUACCUAUAUUACUACUAUUUACUGCCACACUGACGGUAUAUGAUAUCUUUAAAAACUUCCAACCGUAUAUUAUUUUUAACUCGUGACUAAAUUAAAUUAUAUAUGCUAAUUAACUUAAAUUCUGCCAAUGAUAUCAACGAUCUGUGUUCCAAUUAGCAUAAAUUAUAUAUUUUUUAUUUUCAAUCAUCAAGUUUCUCGCUCUCUAAAUUAACGAGUCCAUACGGCAAAACCGUAGGUCUCGUGCAAGCUCUCCUAUACGCUUCUUAAAUUAGUAAAACAAUAACAUAAAUUAAAACGGCUUAUUAAUUUAAUUAAACUAAUUUGAAUACAGUGAAUUUAACUUGGAUUUUAAACGAUUUCCUGUUUACCUAUGUGGUAUUCGGAAAUAAAGAAAAAAAGCUUUAUAAGUUACUGCACGACCGCAAGCAAGAAAUUUGAGACCGAAAUCGUGCAGGGCAAUCCACCUUUGCGCGUGUUAAAUCGACAAAUAUUCAAAUGGCAAGGAGAUCUUCUUUAGCACAUCGCAAAAUCAAAUGGGGGUUAAAAGAGGAUAACAGAACAUCAGUACCGUUUUUAUCUUUGUAAUUGCAAAAUGUUCAAGGAAAGGACAGAAAUUUGAUAUAGUUGCCCAUCGUCUGGCAGUCAGCGACGUGCCUCAGUCUUGAUAAGGACGACGAAUGAGCAACGUCUGAUGGGGUCCAGGCCCAGUGACGGAUGGAUGAACAUUGGGGUGGGAGUAUUACUGAUCAAACAUGACAUAUUUCAGUCGCUAAUUAAUCAUUUUUCCCAAAAAUAUUGUUGGCGAGCGGGAGGGGGUUAAACAUUUUCGGACAUACCAUUUUUCAGUAACUUUUGAUUUAAUGUACGGGUUAACCGUAAUUUGUUACAUUUUUCGGUAAUAUUUCCGUAAAUGUAGAUUUUUAAAAUAUAAAUUGUAAUAUCUUAAUAUUGAUUUUCAAAAUCGAAAUCUAUAUUUUUUAUCUUUCCUAAUGUUUUAGGGCCUGUUUAUAUGAUCCCGCCUAGACGGGUCGGGACGUUUUUAUCCCGCCUAGACGGGAUACUCGCCUAGUGUUUAUAUGGACAAAAUACAUUGCCGGGAUGAAGCCAUUUAAGUGCUUGACGUCAUAUUUUGUUGCAAUAAAGGCAUUUACGCAUGCUCAAAAGGGAAAAAUUCAUCCCGCCUCGAAAUUUUUCGUCCCGGCUAGGCGGGAUAAAGUGUUUAUAUGGGAAUUUUUCAUCUCACUUAGGCGGGAUCCCGGCAUCUGUUGCCGAGAUCCCGUCUCGACGGGAUAAAUGGCGGGAUAUAUAAACACUCUAUAGAAUUUGUAUUAUGAGCGGGAUCUCGGUAAGCAUCCCGUCCCGCCCGGCCGGGAUCAUAUAAACAGGCCCUUAAUGUCAGGGGCCCAUGAUGGCAGGGGCGCACAACAAAACAAGCGUCGGUUCGUCCCUAGCCAGAAAGUCCUGCUGGCAGUAACCUGUCCAGAUUUUUAGCUUGCCAAGAUUUUUUUCUUGGCUGUGUGUGUUCUAAUCUUAUUAUCAAUGUUGACUGAAUGAUUUCAUCUGAGUACGUUAGUUGCAAUAAGUACAGGGUAAUUAAAAUAAAACGCGAAAUUUUUUGCCAAUAUGACCGGACAUAUAAUCAUUCACUGGAUGACAUUCGCAAUAUCUUAAAUUACUUGCGUUACCAAAUAAUUAUCGGAUUUGCUCUUUCUUUUAUGAUUUUCUCCACGUUCGCGCGCGUGUAUAUAUUUUUACUAGCUGGAGACAAAAGUUGUCCGAAAAUAUCUGCAAAUUUGCUUACGUUGAUCCCAUUACUUAUCGCAGAAAAGGCAGAUUGUUAUAAUCCGUGCAAAACAAUAGUAAACUAGAAAUACAUGCAAGCAGAAACCCCUUUGACUUGCUUGCAAAACCAUUAGCUAUAUUUUCGGGAACAUGAAGUAUUUAAAGUGGUUGUCAUGGUAACACGAUACUUUUAUUAAGGUGGCUUGCUACACUUACUAAAAAUUAAAGAUUUUCUAAUUUGGAUAUGAAUUUCUGGGCACUUAUUACUUGUUUAAAUUAAUAACAAAGAGUAUCUGACUGGUGUUACUCAAUAACUAAAGACUUUCUGUUUAAUAACAAAGAGUAUCUGAUUGGUGUUACUCAAAAACUACUCCUAACAGCCGUUGCUUUGGCAACAAUGACGUCAGAACAUGGCGGAUAUUUUAUGUUUAAAGUAAUUUAACUCUAAAACAAGGUCAGUUACCCCUUAUUAUGCGCAAAAUUAAUGAAAUUAUAAAAGCAAACAAUACAUUAAUAUUUAAAACAAACUUACCUUCAUUGGGUUUUAUAAUUUCCAACAAUCUAUUGCUCCAUUGUUAUAAACAAAUAAAUUAUUUGGUUGGACGUCUCAUUAACGAUAUUAUGAUAUUUCGGGUUCCUGAAUAAAGUUUUUCAGUCUCUUGUUGCAAGUGUCACCGUCGGUGUCCUUGCUCGCUUCUUUUAGUAAGUCUUUCGGCUUUUCCCCGUCUUCUUGCUAGUUUUCGGCUGGUUCCUUCUUUAAUAUUUUAUUUGUUUAAUUAAUUAAUAUUUUUUAAUUUUCUUAAAAGAAACCGUAUAAAGGACUCAACACCCGGUAUAUAGGCUAUACCACUAUCUUUUUAAAUCAAAUGCAUUAAGGUUCAAUUGUCUUUCAUUCUUCUCUUUCCAAGGUUGGUCGAACUACUUCAUGCAGUCCUGGUUGUCUUGUCAACCCAUGUCAAAAUGGCGGAAGUCACGAGUCAUUGUUCCCCACAGAUUACACAAAACGUCGCUUUAAAUGCAACUGUCCAAUGGGUUAUGGAGGAAAUCUCUGUCAAGAUGUGGUUAAAUCCUGUCGUGGUUACAUCAAUGGUAAGCGAGUUCCAGGAUUAUACAUGGUCUUUGAUGAUAACAUGAAUCCCUUUGAUGUUUUCUGUGAAUUUGAUUUGAAUUCAACGAUGACAUGGACACUGAUUCAGUCAUAUGAACUACGAAAGAAAGGUUUAUUUUUUCGCAAGGUCUUAAAUUUGAGUUUCUCUGUUGAUGAAAAUACCCCUCGUUGGGAUGCAUAUCGUCUUUCAAAACCCAGAAUGCAAUCCAUCCAAAAAGAUUCCAGUAAAUUUC
This is a messenger RNA of Paramuricea clavata, 10436 nucleotides long. Lineage: Eukaryota; Metazoa; Cnidaria; Anthozoa; Malacalcyonacea; Plexauridae. The record is from the annotation of a GenBank genome assembly.